This is a messenger RNA of Polyodon spathula (Mississippi paddlefish), 1260 nucleotides long. RefSeq names its product splicing factor 3A subunit 2-like. The coding region runs from base 111 to 1133 and encodes 340 amino acids. Gene Ontology annotation, biological process: spliceosomal complex assembly. The transcript is spliced from 9 exons. The record is from RefSeq and is a predicted model, not a curated record. Gene Ontology annotation, molecular function: zinc ion binding; nucleic acid binding. Lineage: Eukaryota; Metazoa; Chordata; Actinopteri; Acipenseriformes; Polyodontidae. Gene Ontology annotation, cellular component: U2-type prespliceosome; catalytic step 2 spliceosome; U2 snRNP.
CGCCUUGGUUGGGGAGGCGGUUGUUAAUAAAGUAUUUUAUUAAGUCACUGCGCAAGCGCAGCCGGUGGAAGUUGUGCGUGUGGUAAACGUGAAGAGUGCAGCCUGCGACGAUGGAUUUCCAGCACAGGCCGGGAGGGAAGACGGGGAGCGGGGGCGUGGCCUCCUCCUCGGAGAGUAACCGCGACCGGCGAGAGCGUCUGCGGCAGCUCGCCCUCGAGACCAUCGACAUCAACAAGGACCCCUACUUCAUGAAGAACCACCUGGGCUCCUAUGAGUGCAAGCUGUGCCUGACCCUGCACAACAACGAGGGAAGCUAUUUAGCUCACACACAAGGAAAGAAACAUCAAACAAAUCUAGCACGGAGAGCAGCUAAAGAAGCCAAGGAAGCCCCUCAGCAGCCUGCGCCGGAGAAGGUGAAGGUGGAAGUGAAGAAGUUUGUGAAGAUCGGCCGCCCUGGAUACAAAGUAACAAAACAGAGGGACCCAGAAACAGGACAGCAGAGUCUGCUUUUCCAGAUUGACUACCCGGAGAUCUCGGAGAGCAUUGCCCCUCGGCACCGAUUCAUGUCGGCUUACGAGCAGCGCAUUGAGCCCCCGGACCGGCGUUGGCAGUACCUGCUGCUCGCCGCGGAGCCCUACGAGACCAUUGCGUUCAAGGUACCCAGCAGAGAGAUAGACAAAGGAGAGAGCAGGUUCUGGACCCACUGGAACAGAGAGACCAAACAGUUUUUCCUGCAGUUCCACUUCAAGAUGGAGAAAGCCAUGCAGCCUCCUAGUGGCCCCAUGCCCCCCAUGGGGAUGAAGAGACCCCCUCCCCUAAUGGGGAGCCUGACCCCCCGACCCCCUCCAGAAUCCCGUCCCCCGCAGAUGCCUCCACAGAUGCCCCCUCAGAUGCCUCCACAGAUGCCCCCUCAGAUGCCUCCACAGAUGCCCCCUCAGAUGCCUCCACAGAUGCCCCCUCAGAUGCCUCCACAGAUGCCCCCUCAGAUGCCUCCACAGAUGCCUCCACAGAUGCCCCCGCAGAUGCCCCCCAGCCCUGGAAUGCCCCCUCCGGCCCCCCUGCCCCCCCUCAUGAGGCCGCCGCUGCCAAGCGAAGGCCCGGGGGGCGUGCCACCCCCUCCUCCAAGCAACUGAACACCCUCCCCCUUCUGACCCUUGUGUUUUUAAACAUCAAGGAUCUAGGUGUUUUUAAUUGUUUGUUGAGGCUGCUGCCUGCCUCGUUGCUGUACUGAUGAAUAAAGUUUUUUUUUUUUCUUUUCCA